This is a messenger RNA of Oryzias melastigma (Indian medaka), 1883 nucleotides long. RefSeq names its product karyopherin alpha 2 (RAG cohort 1, importin alpha 1) (gene kpna2). Gene Ontology annotation, biological process: NLS-bearing protein import into nucleus. Gene Ontology annotation, molecular function: nuclear import signal receptor activity; protein binding. The record is from RefSeq and is a predicted model, not a curated record. Gene Ontology annotation, cellular component: cytoplasm; nucleus. Bases 195 to 1763 code for a protein of 522 amino acids. Lineage: Eukaryota; Metazoa; Chordata; Actinopteri; Beloniformes; Adrianichthyidae. The transcript has 11 exons.
UUUUUUUUCAAAGAAGCCAAUCAGCGUCCGCUGUCAGAUGCUUUUGCUCGAACAAUCCAAUCAGAACACUUUCAGCAACAAUUUAAAGGUCAGUGCGGCAAUUUUCAGAACAUUUGCUUUCCUUCAAACUAGAGGUUUUCAAUCACAGCAGAACUUAAUUUUGCCGUUUUUAGCAUCUUUUUGAUCCAUCUAAAAUGUCUGAAACUCAACGCUUGACUCAGUUCAAGAACAAAGGCAGAGAUGCUAAUGAGCUCCGACGCCGGAGAGUGGAGGUGAACGUCGAGCUCCGGAAGGCGAAGAAAGAUGAUCAGAUGUUCAAGAGGAGAAAUGUGGCCGCAGUUCCUGAGGACGCCACUUCCCCUCUUCAGGAAAGGACUCAGAACUGCCAGAACUCCAGGCAGUGGACCAUUGAAGAGAUUGUCUCUGGGCUGAACAGUGGCACCCGGGAGUCCCAGCUCCAGGCGACCCAGGCCGCACGGAAACUUCUGUCACGUGAGAAACAUCCUCCCAUCGAUCAGAUGAUCAGUGCUGGCCUCAUCCCAAAGUUUGUGGCCUUUCUGGGUAUGAUGGAUUUUCACCCGAUCCAGUUUGAGGCCUCCUGGGCUUUGACCAACAUCGCCUCUGGAACGUCUGAUCAGACGGCUGCUGUGGUAGAGGGCGGGGCCAUUCCUGCUUUUAUUAACUUGGUCACGUCCCCCCAUCAACACAUCAGCGAGCAGGCGGUCUGGGCUCUUGGAAAUAUUGCUGGUGAUGGCUCGGCGUUUAGAGACAGAGUGAUCAAGCAUGGAGCUGCAGGCGCCCUGCUGAGUCUGCUGGCUGUCCCUGAUCUGAAUGUGUUUUCUCCUGGCUAUUUGAGAAACGUGACGUGGACGCUGUCGAAUCUUUGCCGCAACAAGAACCCCUCCCCGCCCAUAACUGCAGUCCAGCAGGUCAUGCCCGCUCUCAUCCGCCUGCUCCACCACGACGACCGGGAGGUGCUGGCUGACGCCUGCUGGGCCGUUUCGUACCUGACCGACGGUUCAAAUGACCGGAUAGAGAUCGUGGUCGGGACGGGUUUGAUUCCCCGCCUGGUGAAGCUGCUCGGCUUUGACGAGCUGCCCGUAAUUACUCCCGCUCUGCGUGCCAUCGGCAACAUAGUGACGGGUACAGACGAGCAGACUCAGGCUGUUCUGGAUGCUGGGGCCUUGUCCAUGUUCCCUAAACUGCUGCGCCACAAAAAACCAAACAUUCAGAAGGAAGCCGCCUGGACUCUGUCCAACAUCACCGCCGGGAAGGACUCUCAGAUCCAGGAGGUCAUCAAUGCCGGACUCGUGCCGUACUUGGUGGACUUGCUAGUGCGGGCGGACUAUAAAACUCAGAAGGAGGCUGUGUGGGCAGUCACAAACUUCACCAGUGGGGGCACUGUUCAGCAGGUGGUGUACUUGGUUCAAGCUAAUGUGCUGGAGCCUCUGCUGAACCUGCUCUCCUCUAAAGACUGCAAAACCAUCCUCGUCAUCUUGGAUGCAAUAACAAACAUCUUUUUGGCCGGAGACAAGAUCGGGGAAUCCGACAAACUGAGUCUAAUGAUCGAAGAAUUUGGUGGGCUGGACAAGAUCGAGGCGCUGCAGGCUCAUGAGAAUGAGAUGGUCUACAAAGCUGCUCUCAACCUGAUUGAGAAGUACUUCUCUGAGGAGGAGGAGGUGGUGCAGUGUGUGGUUCCUCAAGCGACGGAUGACGCGUACGCCUUCCAGAUCAGUGAUGAACAAAGCACUUUCAAUUUCUAAAUGGUUCUGCUCAUGUCUGAACUGCAGCCUCUAUGCUACUGUUUGUCACUUGUUUGUAUUUCUAUGUUUUGUACAAAAACGUUUUAACUCGAGUUUGUAAAUAAAGUUGGUGGAUCUUGC